AUGGUUGAAUACGGCGUUAACGUCACCAACAAAUUCGGAUUUUUGUCGGACGAUGAGGUCGACGAUCCGGAAGUCAUUCUCAGGAAAGCGGAAGCGCUAACCAAGAAAGAUGAAAGAAGUUCACAUCAAAGAAAAGCUGAUAAAUCUGCUGCAAUGAAGAAGAAGAAGGAGAUUGCAGCGACAGUGGUUACAACCUUAUCCAAAGAAAAUGCAGUUAAAAAUCAUUCGCAGACUUCUGUUGGCAGUCGAAUUAAAAAGAAUGAAUUUAACAAAGAAAACAAAGAGAAUCGACCUGAAGAUCGUGUACGAGGAAGAGGAAGAGGUCGUGGUGGUGGUAAUUUUGGACGAGGCAGAGGGGCGGUGCAAGUAGAACAUACUCGUUCAACGAUUUAUCAAAACAGCGAGCGAGAUGUUAUCGCCGAAAGAUUUGGUGAAGGGAGGGGUCGAGGACGUGGUCGUGGAGGAAGAGGAAGACCUUUUCCUCGUGGUGGGCGAAAUGGUACGAGAAAUUUGGAUCGAGACCAUGAAUUGACUGCGGUUGACUCUCAUAAUGAAUUGAAUGGUAAUGGAAAUCACAAUCAUUUUGGUAGCGAACGUCAGAAUAUAACAGAUUCUGGACCGCCGCGUGGUUCAUAUCGUGGCGGACGAGGUGGUUAUCGUGGGGGUAUAGAUCGUGAAUUUGAACGACCUGCUUUUCGUGGGGGACGAGGUCGAGGUGGUCGCCAGUUUGAUCGGAUGAGCGGAUCAGAUCGUACCGGUCUUAAGUCACUGGAUAAGAAAAGUGGUUUCGGUAAAGCUAACUGGGGAACUGAGCAUGAUGAUUUAGUGGGGCAAAAUGAGCCGAUUGACUUCACUAAUGGCGUAGGAAAGACAGAUGAUGCAGUGCAGCGUGAAAGGGUUGAUGAAUUUCGUCUUGAUGCCGAAGCAGAUGAGCGAGCGAAACAACUGACUCUAGAUGAGUUCAAGGCGAAAAUUGCUGCCAAACGUUCAAAACCUCAUUUCAAUAUACGCCAGGCUGGUGAAGGCACAAAUGAUAAGGAUUUUGGCAAGCUUGUUCCGCUCAAUAAGCCUGUAAUGGAGGAGAAUUGUGAAGAGGAGAUCGUUGUAGUACGUCGCGAACCACGUACAAAGCGGCUUGACAUUGAGAUUAAUUUCGCAGAUGAUCAACGUGGCAGUCGCGGCAACCGUGUGAGAGAUGGUUUUGCGAGUGGACGUGGCACGUAUAAUGAACAAGGGCGAAACUUUAAGCCAAACCAAGUGUUUGAAGUGUCUGCUGACGCAUUUCCAGCACUUGGGAGUCAUUAA
Molecule: messenger RNA, 1305 nt
Organism: Thelazia callipaeda (thelaziosis nematode)
Lineage: Eukaryota; Metazoa; Nematoda; Chromadorea; Rhabditida; Thelaziidae
Source: the annotation of a GenBank genome assembly